ACCUAUAUAUUCACUCACCGGGAUUUGAUGAAAGAAAAAAAACUACUCAAGAGUCCAUUCUAGUACAGAAAGGGUCCGAGUGGAACAACUUUUGGUCAAUAAUGGAUCGUGGAAAAAGGCCAGACAGAUCUCUUGCUGCACAGAAUAAUAAGAUCUAUAUGGAUCUUAAGGACAUCAUCAGGGAACAUUCCCUUUCUUUUCUUCCUGCCAAAUCACUUUUCAAAUUCCGUGCUGUAUGUAGGGACUGGAAACUCCAGAUUUCGAGUCCAUUUUUUGCCCAUAAACAGUCCCUUUCUUGUCGCGGUACUUCAGGCUUCUUUCUCCAAAAACCUGAUGGUUCUCCUUCUCUCAUACCCAUAGACCCAAGCUUUUGUGGGGUGCCAGAUCCAUUCCUUAAGUUUUUGCCCGAGCCUGUUGACAUUAGGUCCUCCUCUAAUGGACUGCUUUGCUGCCAAGGUUGUUCAGGGGACAGGGCCUACUACAUAUGUAAUCCUGUUACUCAGCAGUGGAAGAAAUUUCCAAAAUCUAAUGCGGAUCAUGGAUCAGAUCCAGUGAUUGUGCUCUUAUAUGAACCAUCAUUGCUCAACUUUGUAGCUGAGUACAAAAUUAUAUGCGCUUUUCCAUCCACAGAUUUUGGUGAUGCAAUUGAGUUUGAUAUCUAUUCAUCCAAAGGGAAUUCUUGGGAAGUUGCUGGGGAGAUCCAUUUUGGAGCUAGAGCAUCACGUAUGCCAAAAUCAGGGGUUCACGUGAAUGGUGUUGUUUACUGGAUGACAAAUACUGGUAGUAUUCUUUCUUUUGAUCUAACAAAGGAGAGGUCACAGCUCCUUCAAAACUAUGAUUCUCAUGGGAUUUUGGGGGAGUUUAGAGGAAAGCUCUGUAAGACUAAUGUUUGGGGUAAUUCGAUCAGUUUUAACAUUUUGGAUAAUGUCCACUCAAAUACAAUGCAAAUGGGAAGCCAAACCAGAAUGUGGUCAGUAAAACAGGAGGUUGUUCUUGACAGUAGAGUUGUUGGGGAUGUAGGGGGAGGGGGCUUCUCAGUUUUACAUGUUGACAGUGAUAUGUUGGUGGUCCGAAGAGGGGGGAAAGCCUUUUGGUAUGAUUUCAAGUCUCGUGCAACAAAAUGCAUUCCGGGUGAAUUUCAUAAUGCGACCAGAUGCUUGCCCUACGUCAACAGCUUAGUCUCUCUCUAGUCUGCCUUGGCUGCAGUCGAAGGUUCUUUGUUUGGAGAUGCAAUCAGCUUUCAAGAAUUGCAGAAGUUUUCGAUAAUUAUCAUAAGCUUUAGUCUAUUUUAUAUUUCAUGUUAUUAUUAUUCAUAACUUUAUCAGCGAUGAUUACUUUACCUUUUGACUUUCAAGUGACAGCGCAAGUUUAAUUAUCGUAUAUGAUAGCAGUGGAUAUAUUAAACUUUUUAUAAAUGAAGUUCAUUUUAUUAUUCCUUUCA
Molecule: messenger RNA, 1441 nt
Organism: Solanum dulcamara
Lineage: Eukaryota; Viridiplantae; Streptophyta; Magnoliopsida; Solanales; Solanaceae
Product: F-box protein At5g49610-like
Exons: 2
Coding region: 102-1190 (362 amino acids)
Molecular function (GO): protein binding
Source: RefSeq, a predicted model, not a curated record